AAGACUCAAACAGUGGCGGCGGUGGCCACCUUCAAAGUCUCUCCUGCACGCGUUCUUACUCGACCGCGAUGAUGGAGACUGCCCAUCAGAGAGGUACUCGAUAUAUCAAGGCUAACGGAACGUCACGAAAGCCACAUUCUCGAAACAAACACUGGGUUGCCGAGCAUGUCAGCAGUAACGAGAAUGUACACGAUCCAACUCAGGAGCGAUGGACCAGAGGGGGUCAUCGGGGCGGUAGAGGCAGGAACGAUGGUCGCAAGUCUCAGAAUCGGUCCGUCGUGUUCCGCACCGGAUCAGUAAAGAGCGAGGAGGAGAGUGGAGGCGAAGGAACCACGGAUGCGGAGGAAGAGGAGGAUGAUGAGCUUCAAGCGCCAGAGGAGCCAGUGCUUGAGACAGCGGAAGAGCGGGAGAAGUUCUAUCAAGAGUUGGUGAAAGCCCGCGAGGCCGAGAGGAAACGAGCCAUCGCAGAGGGGAAGAUGGACGAUCCUCUGGUGCCCAAGCGUCUUGACGAAGCUAUUACGAUGGUUGGCACCUGUAUGGACAUGUGUCCCAGGUUCGAGCGGUACCGGCGAGAGCGGGAGAAUAAUCUGGACAAAUGGGAAACUAUCCCUGGCACUCGUCGAGUUGAUCACAAACGCGCCGUGAAAGCGUACGAGCGCGCGGCAGGUGACAAGACUAUUCCGUCCGAUCUACGACCGCCUCGUGUCCUCAAGAAAACACUGGACUACCUCUUCCAUAAGCUCCUUCCUGAGGGUGGAUUCGAGAAUACCCACACCUUCAUUCGCGAUCGAUCUCGCGCAGUCCGUACCGACUUUACCAUGCAGCACGAGACGGGCCCGCUUGCCAUCGAGUGCCAUGACCGGUGUGCGCGGUACCAUAUUCUCGCUCUGCACUUCAUGCGAGAGAAGCCAGACUUCUCAAUUGCGCUGGAAGAGCAGCAGCUUAUGAAUACAUUGCAAAGCUUGAAAGAGUUUUACGAAGACCAGCGUCAGCGUUACCAGUCCCCCACUGAGCUGGAGAUGCGCGUGUAUCACCGUCUGAUCCACAUACGGGACCAGCGGGAGCGGCACGACGACAUUCCCGCGGAGAUCCGUAAUCAUCCCGUGUUCAAACUUACCACGCAAUUCCGUUUGAUCGUGCAAGCGAAGAGCUCCCCAAUCACGAAAACCUCGGCCCUUGUUGUUGACGCAGAGGCAAUGGAAAUCUUCGGACAGCUCGCUGCAGUGCUCCGGGACUCUGGCAGUGUCGUAAUGAUCUAUUUGGUCGCGUGCAUCUUGGAACGGUUGUUCGGGAAGGAUACCAUCGAGGAUAUCGAGGCUAUCCGAGGAGAUCUAUCCAUUCCUGAUAUUAUUGAUGGAAUAUCUGAUAGGCAGGGUUCUGUUUCUACAGAGGCAACAAGCGCUAUUGAGGAUGUGCAAGAGACACCCGCCGCCGAAAAUGUUGAUUCCUCAUUACAGAGUGAUCCUUCCCAGAAUCAGGCCCCGUCCAGUGUUUCGAUCUUCGGCUCAUCCCCCUCCUCCGCCUUCGGACAACCGUCGCAGCCAAGCCCUUUCACAACAGCCUCCGCAUCACCUACACCUGCACCUCCGCCCGUACCAUCUGCCUUCGCAAACCUCAAGCCCACGCCAAAUGCGUUUGUUAAUACACCAUCUGUGUUUGGUAGUUCUUCCGCCUUUGGGUCAUCUUCGUCCGUCUUCGGAUCGCAGUCCACUUCCUCUGGCUCCCUAUUUGGGCCAUCAAAACCUACCGGUACAACUGCGACCGUCCCCGCGCCAGCUUCGGUAUUCACAGCGACUUCACAGUCGCUGGGACCCUCCCCGAAUCGUUUUGGUGCAUCGUCAUCUGCGCACCAAGCUAACAUGUUCGGCACGCAGUCGCCAGGUAACACCUCUGCUUUAUCUCCCCCCUCGGACACUAGCGCUGUCUCGGCGCAUACCCCUACACCGACCAUCAAUGGAUUUGGUUCUUCUGCAACCACGCCUUCCUGGCCUGCUGCAUCAACGACGCCCUCGGCCCCCACCUCAGCGCCUUCUCCGUCGCUUUUCUCUAGCGAUCAGUCCUCGCAACCGAUCUCCCAACUUUCAUUUGAAGCACCCAAGCCCCAGCCGCCUAAGUCCUCUACGUUGUUCGGGACGACAUCUCUCAAUCCUGCUGCCCCUGCUUUUACGCCCUUUAAGUUGUCAAAAGAACCGAACGUUGAAACAUCGUCAGCCCAGGUCCAAUCAACUACACCGUCGACCCCUGCGAAGUCUCGGGAAGCUAAAUCAUCCAGCCCCAGGCCUUCGUUAUCCGUGUCAACGAAUGUCAAUGGCACAUCAGCAUCUCCCGGGUCUCAACCUGAAGGUGCCCGACGGCCCUCAAUAUUCUCGUAUGACAUCGCAGGUCCUCGUACCCCACUGAGUGAACCCCCAACUCCAGUGAAGGUACAGCCCGUAUCAUUACCCUCAACACCCACGGCCAGUAUGGAGUCAAUUCCGAGACAGGUCCGGUCCCUCAAAGGGUUCCCCAGUAUUAGCACGGAAGUGCCGUCUGCGAAUGGGUCACUCAGCCCUAUCUUCGGUUCUCCUAUGAAGUCGCCCACGAAACCCGGGUCCCUCCUCUCCAUGCCGGAGCUCUCGACUGAACCUGGACCUAGUAUAUUCAAAGGGCCGAGUAAGUUCCCCGGUCCGCCUGGUGAAACUGCAGAAAAGCCUAGCAGUAAGUCCGCCAAGGGCAAAGAAAGGGAGACAUACGAUGAACAAGACGAUGCGCGAGAGAACGGGACGGAUCAAGGAAAGGCAAUGGCUCACAGGGAUAUGGUCGUACUGCGUUCGGCAUUUAAACGUUGGUACCGCGUAACGACGAACCCUUUCCUUGGGUACAAGCCGAGUGGUAAAAAGGCAAAGCGGGAACUCCAAGCCCUCCCUCCGUCAAGGGCGCCCUCUGAAGAGAGCACUGUCUCAACAUCAAGUGUCUCCUCCCGCGCGUGGCGAAAGCGGAAUAGACCUAGCAUGCCGAGUGAGAUUAUGUGGACAGACGAAGAUGUGGCGAGGCGUUUACGAGAGAACCGCGAGGAGCAUGAGAGUCGCUGGACUCAGGGCUCUUUCUUGGCAAGCGUACGCGCAGUUGUGCAUAGGAAGGCCCAAGGCGAUCCUCCUUUCUGGAAUCUAUGGCUGUCAAUGAAUCCAGACGUCGAUGGCACUGCCAUUUGGGUACAGCGCAAGUUUAGCGUCCCCGAAUCUGGCGAAUGGCUCUCCGAGAAUUCGUUUCAGAUUCCAAUCUCAAGUCAAGAAGACACAACACAACCGCCUUCAGCCCCUUCUCUCCUCGUCUUUGAAUGCAGUCCGAUAGCUGAUAUAGGUGACGAUGUCGAGAGGAAGUAUCGCGCUGUGGAUGAUUAUGGCCGCCUCCGUCAGGUGGUGAAGAGCUUCCCUAAGGCACGACGUUAUUCUACUUCGGUUGUGUUCAUCAUUUGGGCCGAAGAAGAGCAGAAGGGCUUAUAUAAGGACUUGUUCGAGAUGAUCGAAGACCUUAUGCGCGACCAGUUGUUCGCCGACUACCGACCAAUGAUCAUCGGGUCCGAAACCAAAGAUCUGGAUGGCAAAUUUUCUGAAAUCUUGGACGGGAUGUCUCUGGACGUGACAGCGAGACAUAGCACGUGGUGCAAGCCCGACGACCUGUUGGCACCAUUCCUGCAGCGCUGGAAGAACUUAAGCCAAGACUGGGCGGAACGUUGUUUCAUUAAUGGCGAAUUCGACUACGAGCUGUUCGGGCAAGCCGUGCACAAGCUUAUCGAUCUUAUGACGUCCAUCUUCAAACAUCUCGCCGGUCUCACGAACCGGCCGUCUUUAUCCCUUGAAAUCCCUGCCUUUGGGCAUGCCAAGGAAUCCGACGCUUUGUAUGAGCAAACCACGACUUGGCUGAAGAAUGACAUUUGGAAAGGCACCACUGACAGUGCCAUAGCCGAUUUGGAAGCAUAUCGUUACAGUCGGUUAGCCUUUCCAGUGCAAGUUCUACUGGAGGACCUUGGAGCCGUUAUACCCGCUCUGCUGCGGGCUCAUUUACCCUUGGACCUCACUUGGCCUUUACCCAUACCGAACGUCCAGCUGCAAUCCGCUCUCAAGAAUUUUGAAACUGUGACGGGCUCCGCGGGUGGUGAAUUCGACGAACUCCUGGUCCGGCGUCCCCUCAACCCCUCACCGUCCAAGCGGCGUAUGACGGAAGACCACUUGGAUACCAUCAGCGGCUCCACAUCAGGCAAACGGAUGAAGAUGAGCAGUCUGACUGCUUCGAGGGACCCUAUCACUGUGAAUGGCACCCGUGUCAAUGGCCGGCAUGAUUCACCUUCACCCAGCUCCAAGACCUCUUCCAGUGCUGGCGAUGGUGCGGUGGUGACUCUUGCUAUGUUGCGCGCUCGAACUCGUGAAGUGCGAGAGAAAUAUGGCCACAUUCCGUGA
Gloeophyllum trabeum ATCC 11539 is the source of this 4436-nucleotide messenger RNA. RefSeq lists its product as uncharacterized. The record is from RefSeq and is a predicted model, not a curated record. Gene Ontology annotation, cellular component: nucleus; cytoplasm; transcription export complex 2. Gene Ontology annotation, biological process: mRNA export from nucleus. NCBI's taxonomy places the organism in Eukaryota, Fungi, Basidiomycota, Agaricomycetes, Gloeophyllales, Gloeophyllaceae. Bases 69 to 4436 code for a protein of 1455 amino acids. The transcript has 14 exons.